CCGAGAUCCCAUGGAGUUUGAUACGACACUUCGAUUUUGAUCGAAUUCGGAAUGAAAUGAUUAUUAUGUAGGAUGACAUCAUCUGCAGCUAACAGUGGCUAGGGAUUUUACAUGCAUUAGAUUGACUGCAUCAGUAAAUAAAACUUUGGCGCUCGUGGCAGAGAUGGCCGCGAUCCGUUUUAUCAACUCCCCGACUUGUCACGGGUGUACCUACGUGAAAUUGAAAAAUGAAAAAUGAGGGAAUAACUGAGAAUUCAGAACGAGUGACUGAAAAUCAUGACAGUAGGGAAGUCAUCCACUGAUUAUCGUUGAUCAUAAAUUGUAGGUAGUAGGUGAGACCUGCUUUAACAAAAUAUUUCACUCUGACGUUUACCAAAAUGGCUCUGGAGGAGAACGAAAACACUUGGGUUCUAGAGCUGGAAGCGGCGCUUUUGGAUACCGAGGUACCCUCGGCCUCCGAUAUUUACGUAAUCUGUAAGGGUCAGUCAGUACCGGCGAACCUCAGACCCGACGUUUGGCAGGCGUGCCUCGACGUCACCGACAGGGGAAAUCAACUGAUACAUUUUAACGAAGUGUUCGACCUCGCUGAGCAGAAUGUCAUCAGGGAGGACUGUCAGCAGCUUGUUGGUAAGCUUGGUAACGACGACGAAGACAAAGUAUCUGUCCUCUCCGACCUAGAAUCCAUCCUGACAUUCUACUGCAAAAGUAGAGGAAAGUCUUAUGAGAGGGGAAAUGGUUGGCUGGAGCUUCUGGGGCCACUGGUAGCCCUGAAAUUGCCUCGUUCAGCCACAUACAACUUAUUCGAGGCCAUAAGAGACGUGUACAUCCCCAGGGGUGAGACGAGCAGCGCAGUCCUGAGACUCCUUUUGCUGUAUCACGAGCCAGAAUUGUGCUCCUUCCUCGACACCAAAAGAGUAUCACCAGAUCAAUACACCAAGGGCUGGGUCAAUACCCUGUUUGCAGGGGUCUGCUCUCUCCCUGCUGUCUGUACAAUGUGGGAUCUGUACUUCAUGCAGGCUGAUCCUUUCUUCAUGAUGUUCCUCUCAUUAAUCAUGGUGAUAAACGCCAGAGAACAAAUUCUCAGCAUGAAGGAGGAGGACAAGCAGAGCAUUGUGGACACUCUCUCGGCAAUGCCCUGUGCCCUAGAGGCCGAAGACGUAACCGACUUCUGCUCUCUCGCUCAGUACUACGCCAUGAAGACGCCGACCUCCUUCAAGCAGGAUCUCUAUUCAAUAAUGUUCGGCGAAGGGGGUGACGAGAAAUUCAUUUCCCAUGCGUUGUGUUUGCCGGUGUCAGCUCAGGAACUCGUAGAGAACUCUGUGGAGGCUCCGGUGGCCUCUGGAGGGCCCAUGGAAUCCGUGACGUUCUUCCUCGUCGACUGCCGACCUGCCGAGCAGUACAACGCUGGACAUCUAGCCACAGCCUUUCACCUGGACUGCAAUCUUAUGCUUCAGGAGCCAGCUGCCUUUGCCACUGCGGUCCAGGGACUUCUUCAGGCUCAGAGGCAGGCACUGGCGGUGGGCUCCAAUGCUGGAGGGGAACACCUCUGCUUCCUGGGGAGUGGCAGGCAGGAAGAGGACAGAUAUACUCACAUGGUUGUGGCUUCGUUCCUUCAGAAGCAUACGCAGUACGUCAGUAUGGUGGCCAAUGGAUAUCAAGCAAUUCACGAAUAUUUUGGUGACGAAGUUGUCUCAAAUCUCGUAGACCACAACUCCCAGCAUUGUCUGGUAUGCAAUGCAAAUUUAUCAGAGGAUAAUUCCAACGACGUGAGCCCUGUCAAAGUGAAGAACAAUAAUUCAGACUUAUUUGGUAAAAUUGGACUGGCGAUGAAGCUGAAGAGCCAGGAGGUGAAAGGAAAGCUCUUUGAUUACAUCGUCAACACUUCUGCGAACGAUACCACGACUGAGAAGAAGAACAGCGAGCCCAGAAGGUCCAGACAUACAGCACCAGUAUUCAGCAUAGACGAUGAUCACGAUCCUGAUGUUGUCAUGAGCACUCCAGAGAGUGAGGAGCCGGUCGAGGUGGUUUCCAUCCAGCAGUGGCUGAAGGACCCACAGCUUCUAUAUUCCUUCAAGUGCCAGGAGGUUAAAGUUAAUGGAUAUGUUUAUGACAGCCACCUUCUAGUGACCGACAGUCACCUGAUAGUCCUUCGAGAAAUCCCAGGCCGUCGGGAUGCAGCCCAUGUGAUAGUGAAACGUCCCCUAUCGACAAUCGUGAAAAUAACGUCUCGAAAACGUCACCCAGACUUGAUAACAUUCAAAUACGGCAGUGCAACACAGUACAAUGAGAAUCCAGUAAUAACUGACAUGGACAGAUUUCUUAUACCAAAUGCCAGUGAAGCAACUAAAAUGAUUUCCCAGCAGAUUCUCAAGCAAUUGCAAAAUUCCGACUAAUGUGAGUGAUCCAAUAAUUCUGAUUUAUUUUCGUUUUUCUUAAUCACAAAGGAUUUUUUUUCGAAUUCGUUAUACACCGGGUACUUACAAUUUUUCAAUUUACUGCAUAAAUUUAUAGGAGAUUUUUUGAAUAAAGUGAGGGAAGUGUUAAACGUCCAUUUAUUAAAAUCAAGUGCCAUUAAACAAGAAAUCGAGGGAAUUCGUACUGUACGUAUUCGUAAUUUUAUUUCACAACUCGUUCUUGGACAGCUCUGUCGAUAAAUUUAUUUCACUUUGUUUGCUAUUAUGAUUGGAAUUAUGGGCUGAAGGGGUUUAGGUCAUGGUAAAACCUGUCGCUGAAUUAAUUAUAAUAAUUAUAAUUAUCUCAGGGAGAUGUGAAUAUGAGAGAAAAUUUAAUGAGAUUUUUACUAGCGCCCAUCAUGUUUCACCACUUCAACACAAUAAAUCACAUAUAUUCUUGACUUUUCAUUCUGUAAUCUUGAGGCAUGUCAUGAGGUCAUCAACCUCAUGUCUAAAAAUUUCUUAUGAAGAUUGUUUAUCUUAUUUUUUCACUUCUGUGCUUCCAACUCCCAAAAUUUCAAAAAUAAUUGACAAAAAAAUGACGACCAUGCUUGAAAACUCCAAGAAAAUUGGAGAGGCUUGAUGUCAUGUUUUCGGAAGUCAUGAGAGACAAUUCUAAUCAUUAACUAGGGGAAGAGAUUCGUGGAGACGUGGGUGAGGCGAGUACCUCCCAUUUGUUAUUGAUAAAUUUUAUAUUAAAGUCACAGUGUAAGAUAUACUAAAAUAAUUAUUUAUAAAAUCUUGGAGAAUCAUUGUUAUCUUUGAAAUUCUCAUUAAUAAGAUCCGGCGACUAAUGAAGGAAGGCAUGAAGUUGCCAUUAAUUACCCAAGAAGAUUCAUUUUACAAGCGAUUGAACCAACGAUCAUUGAAUUAAUUACCGAAAAAAAACCAGAAACUGCGAAAUCAAAGAAUAAUCAAAUAUAGACCAAUUAAUUGUUACUGUCUAUUUCAUCUGAGGUGGGGGAGGAUCAGAGCUUUUUUACAAUAAAAAUUAUGAGGAAGUUUCCUUGAUAGUUUCCUCUUCGCCGACUCAUUCUCGCAAUUAAUGUGCUAAUUAUAAAAACUCGUUUGCUUCGAGUCGUCAGGUGUAGUCGAUCUCUUGGUAGUAGUUCAAUAUAAAAACGUAAAAAUACGAUGUAAAGUGAAUCUUCUUGUACUCUCGACUAUGUACAUAACGAAAUAACAAAUUAUAUGACUGUACGAUAGUAGAUGAAUUAUAGUAAUAAUAUAAAUAAAAGAGAGCAUAUUGCAACGGAUGUAGAUAGCA
This is a messenger RNA of Diachasmimorpha longicaudata, 3720 nucleotides long. RefSeq names its product TBC1 domain family member 23 (gene TBC1D23). Gene Ontology annotation, biological process: retrograde transport, endosome to Golgi. Lineage: Eukaryota; Metazoa; Arthropoda; Insecta; Hymenoptera; Braconidae. Gene Ontology annotation, cellular component: trans-Golgi network. The record is from RefSeq and is a predicted model, not a curated record. The transcript is spliced from 4 exons. The coding region runs from base 378 to 2393 and encodes 671 amino acids.